AUACUUUCCCGGUCCUCUGGCUUAUUAGGUCCUUGGACGUGGCCUUAUUUUUCUGGUAACAAUUCUGGCCAAAAUAAAAAUCUCGAAUAAGGAUGGCAUCCAGGAAAAAGGCCUUUGAAGAAACGGACAAGCUUACUAGGAUAGCAAUUGUCAAUUCCGACAAAUGCAAACCAAAACGAUGCCGUCAGGAAUGCAAGAAAUCCUGCCCAGUUGUGAGAAUGGGAAAACUCUGUAUUGAGGUAGCACCAACAGACAGGAUUGCUGUUAUUUCUGAAACUCUCUGCAUUGGAUGUGGUAUCUGUGUUAAGAAAUGUCCAUUUGAAGCAAUCACUAUCAUCAAUUUGCCUAGUAACUUGGAUUCCCAAGUGACUCACCGCUACUCCCAGAACUCUUUCAAACUCCACAGGCUCCCAACUCCCCGAGCUGGUGAAGUACUUGGUCUGGUUGGCACUAAUGGUAUAGGAAAAUCUACUGCUCUGAAGAUAUUGGCAGGAAAGCUGAAACCAAAUUUAGGUCGUUUUAAGGAUCCACCCGAGUGGUCUGAAAUUUUGACUUACUUCCGCGGCUCCGAGCUCCAAAAUUACUUCACGAAGGUGCUCGAAGAUGAUCUAAAGACGGUUAUCAAGCCGCAAUACGUGGACCAAAUUCCAAAGGCCGUUAAAGGCAGCGUUGGAGAAAUGAUAAAGCGCAAAGCUGAAAUCGGCAACGAACAAGAAAUGUGUCGAAUUUUGGAUUUGGGGCAUUUGAGCGAGAGAAAUAUCGAAAAUUUGUCUGGUGGAGAAUUGCAGCGUUUUGCCUGCGCAACGGUCUGCAUCCAGAAUGCGGAUGUGUACAUGUUCGAUGAGCCGUCUAGUUACUUGGACGUGAAGCAGCGUUUGAACGCCGCCAAGGCCCUCCGUUCUCUUCUGCACCCGACCAAGUACAUCGUCGUCGUCGAGCACGACUUGUCCGUUUUGGACUAUUUAUCGGACUUUAUCUGCUGCCUUUACGGAAUUCCGGGUGUAUAUGGCGUGGUGACGGUACCGUUCUCAGUCCGCGAAGGCAUCAACAUUUUCCUGGACGGCUACGUACCUACUGAAAAUUUACGUUUCCGUGAAGAGUCGCUCGUCUUCCGUGUAGCCGAGUCCGCUACGGAGGAAGAAGUCAAGCGACUCCACCACUACGAGUAUCCAACCAUGUCGAAAACUCUCGGCGACUUUAAACUGAGCGUCACCAGUGGCUCAUUCACCGAUGCCGAAAUUAUCGUUCUCCUCGGUGAAAAUGGAACAGGAAAGACGACAUUGAUUCGGUUGAUGGCAGGGUCCUUGAACCCCGAUGAGGGUUCAGGAGAAAUUCCAUCGCUCAAUAUUAGUUACAAGCCGCAAAAAAUCAGCCCAAAAUCGCAAAGCACUGUACGCGUUCUGCUCCACGACAAAGUUCGUGAUGCCUACACCCAUCCUCAGUUUGUGGCCGACGUGAUGAAGCCGUUGAAAAUCGACGACAUCAUCGAUCAGGAGGUCCAGAAUUUGUCUGGUGGUGAACUUCAACGUUUGGCCAUCGUGCUAUGUUUGGGCAAAGCCGCCGAUGUUUACCUAAUCGAUGAACCUUCAGCCUAUCUCGAUUCCGAGCAACGUCUCGUAGCGGCCAAAGUCAUCAAGAGGUUCGUUCUUCAUGCCAAGAAAACGGCUUUUGUGGUCGAGCACGAUUUUAUCAUGGCCACUUACUUGGCCGACCGUGUCAUCGUUUUCGAGGGCCGACCUUCGGUCGAGUCAUUCGCCAAUGCUCCACAAGCUCUUCUGCCUGGCAUGAACCGCUUUCUUGAGCUUCUGGCCAUUACGUUCCGGCGAGAUCCUAACAACUUCCGGCCGCGAAUUAACAAGGAGAACUCCGUCAAGGACGUGGAGCAAAAGAGAUCGGGCAAUUACUUUUUCCUGGAAGACUAGGAACAAGUAUUCUUUGUGCGACUCGAAUUCCGUUUACGGAUAUCUGCAGAGUUCUGUAAAUUGUUGGGUUAAGAAAUACAAAUCCUGUUUUUUCCUCCCGGCA
Messenger RNA from Daphnia carinata, 2025 nucleotides. It is a transcript of the gene pix, whose product is annotated as protein Pixie-like. Gene Ontology annotation, molecular function: ATP binding; ATP hydrolysis activity; ribosomal small subunit binding. The coding region runs from base 93 to 1922 and encodes 609 amino acids. Gene Ontology annotation, biological process: translational initiation; translational termination; ribosomal subunit export from nucleus. The transcript has 10 exons. Lineage: Eukaryota; Metazoa; Arthropoda; Branchiopoda; Diplostraca; Daphniidae. The record is from RefSeq and is a predicted model, not a curated record.